UGUUUAUUUCUUUUAUUACUAAGUGAUCUAAAGAACUUAUAGAGUGAAAAUCACAAAACAACCUUUAAACAAUAUUUUAAUUAUUAUUCGAGUUCUUUAGUUAUGACAAAAUAAUUUUUCGCCUUGCUAGAGGUUUUCCAGCUUAUUGAAGAUUAGAAGAGUGUGUAUAUAAGCAUGUAGUUCUAUCUUUUCUAAGUACAAGGUUUUUAAUCCAUUCUACUUGAGCUACCCUAUAGAAAAUAACAGAAUACACUAUAUUGAAUAUUCAAAGAUUCUUUGGAAAAACCCCGACCAGUAAUAUUUUCAAAACUAGAUUAGCGGUCGGUUAUAAAACAUAUUUGGCAUGAAAAUAUCGGUGCACUUAAAUUUCAAUACCAGAAUAGCCGUGGUUUCAAAAUGCACGAGGUAUUAAAAAUCCUCUUAUUAGUAUUCGCUUUUACCAAUGCCGAGCUUCCAAUAGCGAGUGCACCGAUAGGAAAAUUCAAAGGAACUAUAACCAAGUCUAGAUUAGGAAAAACCAUUUACUCAUUCACUGGUAUUCAAUUUGCAGAAGCACCAGUUGGUGAAUUAAGAUUUCAGCCUCCAGUUCCUAUAGGCCACCAUGAAGGUAUUUAUAAUGCAACAGUUGAUGCCCCAUUAUGUCCUCAGCCUUUUUUUAAUGAGACACAAGAGGAUUGUUUAUAUUUGAAUGUUUAUACUACCAAGUUACCAAACUGUCAUGACCCGAAUGUUAAAAAACCCGUCAUUGUUUUCAUGCACCCUGGAGGUUUCUACGCUUCAGGAUCGAAAUUUUGGGGUCCUGUAUAUUUAUUAGACCACGACCUAGUUUUAGUGACGAUUAAUUACAGAUUGGGGAGCUUGGGCUUUUUGGCCCUCGGUGAAAAAGAAUCGCCAGGCAACAAUGGAUUCAAGGACCAAGUUGCAGCUUUGAAAUGGGUCAAAGCGAACAUUCUUGCUUUUGGUGGUGAUCCUGAACUGGUCACCUUGAUGGGAAAUAGCGCAGGUGCAAUAAGUGUUGUUCUACAUAUGCUUUCUCCUAUGUCUGUUGGGUUGUUCCAUAGAGCAGCUGCUCUGAGUAAUUCACCUACUACACAGGUACCAAUAGGUCAUGAUGAACUUGAAUUAGCUAGAAAACAAGCCCGUUUUGUUGGUUGUCCAGAUGACACAGCUUCAAAUAUUUAUAAAUGCUUGAAAACAGCGUCCGCGGAAGAUUUGGGUGAUUCUCUAUUGAAAUUUGGGGAAUUUGAUGGAGAUCCGCUUCUUCUUUGGAGAUCAGUCAUAGAAAAAGACUUUGGACAAGAGCGAUUUUUAACAGACCAUCCAAUUACUCUAAUUAAAAAUAACAAAAUUCUCACCAAGGUGCCAUUUAUGACUGGAGUAACUAAAGAUGAGUUUGGGCAAAGAGCUUUGAUUGUUUUAAAUAAUCAAACAUUGCUGGAUAGACUAAAUAAUGAAUGGUACGAAACUGCACCAAUACCAUUUUUAUACGAAAGAAACACGUCUUAUUCAAGAGUUAUAAGUAAAGGCUUGAAAGAAUUUUAUUUUAACAAUAAAAAAAUUGAUAACUCCCAGGAGGAUAAUCUAGCACAUCUUUAUGCUGAUUCUUUGCUUGGUUUUGGAGUAAACCGCGCAGCAAAACUUAUGAGUGAACAUAAUUCUCAUCCCACGUUUUACUACAGAUACAGUUAUCAAGGAGAUUAUAGCUUUUUCUACUACCCUAACACAAAUAAGACUUAUGGUGUCGUACAUAUGGACGAUUUAAUAUACCUGUUUGACAUUCCGGCACAAUUUCCAGUGUUCAAUGCUACUGGACCCAAGGAAAUUGAAAUAGUCGAAAAACUCACUAGGUUAUAUGCUAAUUUCGCUAAACACGGAACUCCUACUCCCAGAGUCGAUCCAAAGUUAGACAACGUGAAAUGGGAGACCUUCAAUAAUAAAACUCAAAAAUAUUUGGAUAUUGGAAAUAAAUUGGUCAUUCGAGAGAGACUUUAUGAGAAGCGAUAUGAGGAAUGGGAGAAACUGUUUCCUUUAAGUUUUUAUUGAAAUUAUAAAAAUUAACAAAUAUGUUUAGAUCUAAGGUAAUUCAAGCACAAUUAAGUCAUUAAAGUUAACUUGUAAAUCCUAAAUCUGUUGUAUCAUGUUCACAUGAGCUUAGGCGAACAUGAUUUGGUUAAUUAUUAUUUUGAUAUUAUUAGCUUCAGUAUUUGCGAAAGCAAAAAUGUGUUGUUUUGAAUAUGUGGGAAAGAGGGGAUGUGCUUCAUGCACGAAGGAAAAUAACAACAAACAUAACAGGUAACCAUAUUAUAUCCCUAGGAUUCGAAAUAAAAUAUUUUGUUCCGGAGACUCCUAUAAACCCAGCAGCCUUAAGGCCAUCCCAGACAACUUUGUAUAACGCAUAGCAUGGCGCAUAACGAUACGUAAUGGUCUAUGCAAAACCGGACAAAACACACAAAACCUAAACCAUAAGGCAUUCGACCAAUCAAAUUAAGGAAAUUCUGUCAUACGUCAUACGUCAACAUUUAUUUUGUAAGUUAUGAGAUAAGUUUUUGUUUAUUGCGUUGUUUAUUUGAUUGCAAAUUUAGAUUUUUCAAUAUUUUCACUGUGAAUUAGGCACUUGAGGUUUGUUUAGUUUAAUUGUUUUCACAAGGGCCAAAUUAUGGACCCACUGGUAAGUGUCUGGUUGUUACCUAGCAGGUACUUUCUAUUCUCUAGUGCAUAGAAAGUACCUGCUAGGUAAUAACCAGACGUUUACCAGUCAGUCCAUAAUUUGGCCCUAACAAAAACAUAAAUAUUAUUAAAUAUAAUAAUAUCAUGCGAAAGUCAAAAAUCACAUGACUUGCAACGACGUAUUUUGAUUGGCCGCGCAUAGCACAGCUCCAUAAGUUUUUCAUUUUUAUGGAAAAUCCUAUGCAAAAGCAAUAUGGCUGCUCCUAUUCGGCUUGUGAUUGGUCGAAUUCCUUAUGCGCCUAUGCUAUGCAAAUAUGAAGGUAUGUCUGGGAUGGCCUUUAUUUUUAUUCAGUUGAUUGAUUAGGUAUUUCAAUCUCUUGAUGGUUUUUUUCCUAUUCGAAUUCUUGUAAACUCUCGCCGGGUUUUUGAAUUUUUGAUUUAACUUGAGUUCUAAAUACUUCUUACCUGUAAUGGUCUCCGAAGCGCAAUUCUAACAUAGAUGCUGGUAAUUCUGUUGGUAGAUUGAAGAAAUGGACUGAAGAAGAUCUAUGGCAGGUCCUCGUAGCGCCAUUAUCAAUGCUAUAGCUUUUUCUUGAUCGUUCUAUCCGUUGGUGUUUGCAGCGGCUUCAAAUUGUCAAAAGUACAUGUUCCAGGAUGUAGAAUCGUCAAAAGUUGGUGGUUUUAUCUUCAUACUAGAGAAUGAUGCUCCAACACUACCCGGAUUGAUGGACUGUAUUUCUAAUUUAUUCACCUUAUCUUUAACUUCUUGAACAUUGUCUUCAACUGCUUGAACAUCGUCUUUAACUUCUUGAACAUCGUCUUUAACUUCGGCUUUCACUUUUUUUAUCUUUUAUUCUAAGUUAGCGACAGACCCUUGUAUGGUUUGAAAUAUUUUCUGUAGUUUUCCAAGGUCUCCAUGCCGUUCUUGUUGUCGUCUAGCCUCUUCUUGUUGUCGCCUAGCUUCUUCAUCUUGUUUUUCUUUUUGUCGGUUGACCUUUUCGCGUUGUCGUCUAGCUUCUUUUUCUUUUUUUUUUCUUUUUGUCGCUUAGCCUCUUCUUCUUGUUUUUUUUUUUGUUGUCGAUGGGUCGCUUGAAGUUUCAACAUUUUGCGCAGCAGUUCUUUAAUUUUUUUGUUCUUCCAAUUUUGCUUGUUGUCUCGUAAUGGGCAUAUACAGAAUGUUCUGGAAUUUCCCUCAGUCUCUCGUCAAACAUCUUUCCUGGUCUUCAAUUAAAGUUCCAAACACGUCGGUGUAGUCACAAAUUAGAUAACUUGUUUUAUUCUCGCAUAGAAUGUUCUAGAAUUUUCUUGAAAUGUCUUUUCCUAUUGUCGAUUGAUAUAGCAGACACGUCGCUGAAGUCAAAAAUUCCAGAUAGAAUUUUCUAGAACUUACUUGAUUAUUCCACUCAUGUGUUAUAAGAACAAAUGGAUGCUGUUAGCAACCAUUUGUUUCCAUCAAAUUUCUAUAUUUUUUGCAUUUCCAUUAGUGAAAUAAUCCUCUUAAUACUACUCGAGCUUUAAAAUGGACCAGGUAAUUUUUCACGAUUGCGUAAUUUCUAUAAUUUGCAAAGAAAACACGCAUCCGUAAUUUUGAAGCUCUCAUGGUAUUAUCCCCGAAAAUUCACGAUCACAGUCAAAAUUGAGUACGCAGUCACUUCCGGGGUAAUUUAAACAAUCGGUUAAGUCUCUUUUGGUAAUUUAUAACCACAAAUUUCAGUUAUAUCACCAGCUAGCUCAAAAAAGAAUAAUAAUAUUCAAAGUAUAGUCAGUACUUACUAAACGUGGGUCUCUUGGACCUAGGCAUUGUUCUCGGCAGAAGGAAUCAUUAAAAGUCAGGUUUAAAACAAAGGACCAUAUUUAAUUACUAAACCUAUGUAGCUUUGGGUAACACAUAACAGGUAACAGUUAUAAAAGGCAAGUAAAGGUGUAACAAUAAUCGAUAUCAAAAGAUUACAUUAAAUAAUACAGUCGUUUUCAAACAUCAACGUAUUGAUUACAUAAGGGCAAUUAAUCAAUUACGCUAGACGAUCAACCUACAUAUGAAAAAUCAUCCCCUAAAAUACCAUGGUAUACCAGGCGCAAGAAGAUUAUAUUUUCAGCAUAACAAGGCCAAGAAAAUAUUUACUUCGUUGAAAUUUUCUUGGGAAUAGGUUCAACAAUGUUAAAAGGUCAGUCAGAUUUCAUAGGAUAUUUAUUUUAAACGUUUCGGUCAUUUUCGACCUUCAUCAGUAACUACAAAAAAAUAAUAAAAACAUUUGUUAAUUGUAUAAAUGUAUAAAAUAA
Ceutorhynchus assimilis (cabbage seed weevil) is the source of this 4947-nucleotide messenger RNA. The record is from the annotation of a GenBank genome assembly. Lineage: Eukaryota; Metazoa; Arthropoda; Insecta; Coleoptera; Curculionidae.